GUUCAGGAUGUAAAAUUAUUAAUUGAAGACAUUGGGGAGCUAAAACCAACUAUUUUCUGUGUUGUUCCACAUGUGCUGGAUUCGAUCUAUACAGGUCUGACAGAGAAGAUUUCUUCAGGAGGUUUCUUGAAGCAUACAUUGUUUAACAUCGCAUACGCAUACAAACAACAUAACAUGCGGAAGGGAUCUAAACAUGUAGAGGCAGCACUACUUUUUGACAAAGUAGUUUUCAGCCAGGUAAAGAAAGGAUUAGGAGGAAAAGUACGACUUAUUUUAUCUGGAGCUGCUCCACUUGCAACACAUGUGGAAGCUUUUCUACGGGUGGUGGCAUGUGCUCAUGUUCUACAAGGCUAUGGUCUGACGGAAACUUGUGCGGGGACAUUUGUCUCACUACCAAAUGAACUAUCAAUGCCAAAUGUAGAUGUGUGCCUGGAGUCUGUUCUUGAAAUGGUAUAUGAUGCCAAUUCAAGCACUCCACGUGGAGAGAUUUGUGUAAGGGGAAAUACCCUGUUCUUAGGAUACUUUAAACGAGAAGACCUCACGAAAGAAGUCAUGGUCGGUGGAUGGUUCCACACAAGGGAUGUCCGCGAGUGGCAGCCAAAUGGAAGUAUGAAAAUCAUUGACAGGAAAAGGAACAUUUUCAAGCUUUCACAAGGAGAAUAUGUUGCGGUUGAAAAUCUGGAGAACAUCUAUGGACCAUUUUAAAGGCAAACAUUAAAUUGCUCAAUUUGUAAAAUAGUACUUGUCCGGCAUUGAAUUGAAUAGGGAGAUGGGCCCAAAAGUGUCUCCAAACGUGCCUCAGCUCUCAUUCUUUCAUUUUUUUUUAACUUGAUUUUUGG
Magnolia sinica is the source of this 839-nucleotide messenger RNA. Its product is annotated as long chain acyl-CoA synthetase 4-like. The transcript has 6 exons. Gene Ontology annotation, cellular component: endoplasmic reticulum; membrane. NCBI's taxonomy places the organism in Eukaryota, Viridiplantae, Streptophyta, Magnoliopsida, Magnoliales, Magnoliaceae. The record is from RefSeq and is a predicted model, not a curated record. Bases 175 to 705 code for a protein of 176 amino acids. Gene Ontology annotation, molecular function: long-chain fatty acid-CoA ligase activity.